This is a messenger RNA of Somion occarium, 2787 nucleotides long. NCBI's taxonomy places the organism in Eukaryota, Fungi, Basidiomycota, Agaricomycetes, Polyporales, Cerrenaceae. The record is from the annotation of a GenBank genome assembly.
AAACGAUGUUGACCGGCCCUGCUCACCAUCCUCCACAGCAAGCUCGCUCAGUUCUCUCCACCUCCUCAUCAACUGCAGAAAAGUCUACAGCGUCCAAACAAGCACGCUCAAAACCGCCGUCUCUACCCAGACGACUGCUCUUUCCUCAACUUCCGGUUGAUGCCGACCUACCUCCACUCCUGCUCUCCCCGUCUGCUUCACCCGAGCUCAAUGCCGAGCUAUACGACUUCAUCGCCGUCGCAUUACGCGCAUAUGUGAAUCCAUGGUGGACCAAAUUGACACGAUAUGACAAAGAGUUCCUCCCACAGAUCACCCAUGUUCUGACCUCCGUCCUCCGCACUCUCGAGACGCGUCUGACGGCUACUGACUUUUCCCCUCUCGUAUUUCGGGACCUUCCAACACUUCUCACUCAGCAUUGUGUUGACUAUAGACAUGCACAAGCUAAAUUACAUACAUCUUACGCGUCCGGAGGCGCAGCGAGUCUUCCACAACUUUUCCACCAAAUGCAACCACAUAUGGCUGUAUCGGCCGAGGGGAAGGUAGACGAAACGUAUAUUCGGCAAGCAGUGGAUUACGUUCUCGAAGAAUGCCUUCCAGAAGAGGAUUACGAGCCUGAUCCGGAACGGUAUAUCAUCCGAGAGAUCAUUGUAAAUGUACUGCUGGGGAGUGUCGUACCAAGGUUGACCCAGCCUUGGUUCAUACACAAAACCAUUCUGGACUUCCUGGGUCCUGAAGAUGAGAAAGGCCAAGCGUCGAAGUCUUCAGACCUCGCAUCUGAGACAAAUGGACCACCUCCUCUAGAACGUCAGCGGUCAUAUCAUUUGUCUUUCCAAGCUCUCGCCAUAUUUAUCCUGUCUGCCAUUCGUUCUAUCUCCACUUUCUGCCUAGCGCUUCUACACGCAUACAGACAAGCAUUGGGAACGAUCAAGAAGGUGAAUCAAAGCAACGGUGUAUUCUCCCAUAUACCACAGACCAGGGACACACCGGAGGAAAGCCCAGAAGACCGGGUUGGUACUAUGGCGGUAAAGUCAACAUUACCUGGGACGUUGGUGCCAAUGACACCAAUGACACCUGCUAUGAUACCCUCAAGUGUUCAUUCCACAGAAUCGUCACGUACAUCUUCUAUCGUCUCAGCUUCCAUCGUGAUACCAGCUACCCACACUCCACCUCCACCCCCGAAUUACACUCAACCGAGCCUCCAGUUUUUACUCACUCUGCUAUCACCCCCACCGCCUCCUGCAUCAGCCUCAGUAACGCGACACUCAUACUCGACAUCCAUCGCGCUGACGCAUGUACUCUCGAUGAUUGCCACAUUACUCUCGCCUUUCCUAUCGCGUUUGCUCCCAUAUCUUCUCUACACUCAUAUUCUCUCGUCAUCUUCGCUUGCAUACAUGGUCAGAACCGCCCGUAGGGCGUUAUUUCCUGAAGGCUGGCCCGCUCCUCCACCUGUCGACCCCACUCCCGAAGAGCAAGCCGUGCUUAGGACCGAUGUAGAGCGGAGGCUUCAGGAUCUUGUUCCAGGUAUCUUGAAGCCUCUACUAGGCCCAACUCCGGAUGCCCGGGCCCACACCGUUUCCACCAUGCUUGAUCCUCUUUCCUCACAGGCGUGCAACGUGCAUCUACUCAUACUUAUAUUGGACCUUGUUCUAGUGACCGUAUUCCCUGAGAUGAGCGUCAAGGAGAAUAUUGUACCAAGUACGAAUGCGAGCGAGGUAGAUGGUUAUGGUCAUGACAGGGGUGGAAUGACGCCUCCCACACCAGGCUCCACGUCACUCUGACUUUGACGAUGAAUGUUGGGAAUGUCUAUACCACUUUGGAUUUGGGGGUAUCAUUAUGGAUUAUGGUAAUGCGGAUCCAGGACGCGUGUGCUAUAUACUCUGAUGAACCAGUACGACCAUAUUAUACGAGAUGCAUUGACGGAUACCGAAUUGACUUUCUGAUUCACAGCAGCAGCAAUAUUAAGGGGAUCUUUGAAAAAAGGGAACUGGUAAUCGCAUACGGAGGAUGAUACCAAGAAUACCAAGGAUAACGCAUGAACGUGCACAGGCAAUACGGAAUAAACACCCCUUAUCUUACAUCUUCUCAUUCCCAAGCGUCCAUCCACAAAGCGCAGCAAAGCCUACAGAACCUUCCGUCAAGGCGCCUACAGCUUGAAGGGGGUCCUGGGGUAUUCGACUUUGGCCGAGGCAUCUGCGUCUGUGAACCAGUAGACCUGACCAGGGCUAAUUGGGCGCACGCGUGACGGUGGAAGCCCCUGCUCAGGCUUAUCCAACACCGUCUUAAUGAUGUCAACUUUACUCGGCCCAUAAACAACGAAAGCCACACGGGCUGCGUGAUUGAUAACAGGGAACGUCAGCGUGACGCGCUUCGGUGGGGGUUUGGGGCUAUCGGUGAUAUAUGCAACCCAUCGAUCCUCCUCUGAGAGGAGUUCGUGACCGGGGAAGAGAGAUGCAGUGUGACCGUCAGGGCCGACACCGAGGAGGAUGAGGUCAAAGACGGGGAAACGUGCAGCGUCUUUUUGGGCGAAUUCGCGGAUAAGUUCUUUCUCGUAUGCAUCUGCGAGCUCUUCGAUGUCGUCGGCGAGGGAAUAAUCGAUGGUGUGAAUAUUUUGUCGAGGAAUGGGGACUUUGCUUAAGAGCUCAUCGUUGCAAAGUCGGUGAUUUGAGUCUUCAUGAUCGAGAGGAACAACACGCUCGUCGGCGUAGAAGACUUGCCUAAGAUAAAGACAAGGAUUAGCGUUAAGAUACGUGAAUAAGAGUACGCAUGACUGACCACUUUUCCCACUUC